Molecule: messenger RNA, 1935 nt
Organism: Aplysia californica (California sea hare)
Lineage: Eukaryota; Metazoa; Mollusca; Gastropoda; Aplysiida; Aplysiidae
Product: VAO-type flavoprotein oxidase VAO615
Molecular function (GO): FAD binding
Source: RefSeq, a predicted model, not a curated record
UUACGUGGGGGACAUCACUGCCACAGACUCUAGUACUAAAUAUAACCUCUUUGGGGAGCACACCAAAGAUUUUCUACUAUACUAUCGUAUACACGAUCUUUGGGCACACGCAUCCCCGUUCGUUUACGUGGGGGAAUCACCGCCACGAGCUCUAGUAUUAAAUAUAUUACAUGUAUUACCUCUUUGAGGUUCACCAAACUUCGGCUCGUUCGCCAGAUACAGCCCGCGAGAACAGAUCGUUUGGGCCCGCUGCCCUGCCGCCAUGAGGAGAUAAAAAAUCUUGAAAGAUACGGACACACAGCUACCAUGAGGUGUCUACUUGCAACGCUUGUGGCUGUGGUUCUGCUCGCCGCGGUGAGCGGUCACGUGCGACAGGAGAAAAUCCCGCCAAACCGAUGUCUGCCUGGCCAGGGAUGUUUCCCCAGUCGUGCUCACCUGGCUGAGUUUGCCGCCACCCUGACGCCGUGGGGCGUGGUCACCUCUUACACCUUCAAGAUGCACCAGGCACCUGUCAGUAUCGUGCGAGCUCGCUUCACCUACAAACUCUGGGAGGCUGGCAGCUUCGUGGGCCAGGAGGUGCUGCAGGCAGUGGUCGGGGCAGUUCCCAUCCUGCCAGAGAAGUGGGGCGGUUACGUGUAUCUGAGCGGGGUGACGAGCCAGGCUCUGCCCGACACCAAGGGUGAGCUCAUCGUUGACCUCUUCUACUACGAUACAUGGAGAGCCGACAGCGACUACGACUUCAUCAACAAUAUCAUCAACAUCAACGCCCCUGACUCUCUGACAUCAUCAUCGGUCACCAACCAGAGCUCUAUCCUAGACUUCGAGAGGUCCCAGCCCAGGCUGACCUCAGAGGUCAGAUACUACGGCUUUAACAGUUUGCUGCAGGGGGGGGGGUCAAGGUCAACCGUCGGGGUCAGGGGUGAGACAGCAGCAGCUGGGAUUUAUUUUUUGUUUGUUGGGCAUAAAGACAACAGAGCACAUCGACAUAAUGAUGGUUAUUUAGUGCCGGAAAAAGUAAGACAGCCGGACAGACAGACAGAAACAACAGAGGGAAUCAGUAGAUUGGACAUUUAUUUGACUUCUUUUGAUGAAUACUACGUCGUUGUUUUAAUAACCUGAAGAUUUGCUCAGUAACUAAGCCGUAAGUUCAGUAGUUAUGUCAUCUGCUGGUAACUAUAAGUGACUGUAAUGUGUAGUGGUGUGUUCUGAUCUGGUAGCUGUGCCACUGUCUCAGCUGUGUUGUCUUUCUCAGACUCCGGAAGAGGGCGAUCGUUCAUACGACUACACACACGCUGGAAUAAAAUUGUUCACUCUACCCCUGACAUAAGUACGUGAUGUAUUUAAAUGCUUACAGUUACACAGAGAGGUACGUUUAUUCUUUUGUUUUUCCAACAGUAAAUUUUUACACCCCUCCCCCUAAAGUCUGAUAAUAUGUGAAAAGCGUAUUUCUUGCUUGACAUCACGAUUCUUUUGUUGCAACAAAAAACGUGCAGGGAGUGGUUUGGGGGAGGAGGUGUCCUGGGGGCGUAUACAUAAGCCCUCAACACACAGUUCUCGGGUUUGAAACCCUAAACACGAAUGUUACGGAGGACGACCGAUCACAAUAUUCACAACGUGUGUUGGUCUUAUGAACGUCUCGUACUCACCCCCCGUGACUGGACUAUGACUCGUUUAAACGGAAUUCUGAUUUUGGAAGGAUUUUUUUAAAAAUCGUUUUCUCCUCUUAUCUUCUGGUCUCUCAUUGUGUCUCGUGAAAGUGUCUCAUCGUCUGGAAAAUAUUAUGAGCCUUUGUUCGUUCUGGAAUCCUCCUUAUCUCCCAGGUUUGUUUGUUUUUUUUAAUUGCCCACUUUCGUUUCGUAUUUUUUAUUUUUAAAAACAAUAUCAUGUGACUUUUAAAAUACGAACUAAUGUCGACUAAAAACAUCAACCUGAGCA